Molecule: messenger RNA, 3887 nt
Organism: Salmo salar (Atlantic salmon)
Lineage: Eukaryota; Metazoa; Chordata; Actinopteri; Salmoniformes; Salmonidae
Source: RefSeq, a predicted model, not a curated record
UAUAUGCAUAAAUUAACACACUCUAACACGUGACAACAGGAACAGGAUGCCCUUAUAUGGGCAUAACCACGUGAUAACUUCCCGCCAGGAUGUCUUGACCGGAUGCCCAAAUAUGGGCAUGCACAAGUCAUCCGGACAUAGAGUCAUAAAUCAAACGUUUGACGCGUGCCGUCUACUGUAUUCUCUCUUAUCUCAAUGCCUCAGGGCAGUGAUUGACUUAAAAUAUGUUGAAAGACGAGACAUCUUUCAACCAUAUUUUGCUGGUAUUUCUCUUCCUCAAACACCAAGACAAUAUCAUCAUCAUAAUCUUGAACCAGCUCCAUGGAUUCUGUUGAAUGGCUUUCCUUUGAGCCCGUCCAUUGGGUAAACACCUGGUGUAGCCAGUACCUUUCAACAGGGUGUGUCUAUUAAUAUUCAUCAUUGUACAGGUAUAAAACAUACUGUUGGGUUCGACAUUUUGAACAUUGAGAUAUUAAAUAAAUGAUAGAGAAGAAGCAUAGAAUCAAAGGAGAAAGUUAAGGGUUCUCUGUAGAAAGCCAGAAGGCUUUGGAAUGUGUUUGAUGGAGGAGAGGAGAGCGACGUGUUGACACAGGGAAGACAGAUAUCUGUGGAGUAGGUGAAGGAGGGGUUGAGGUCAGAAGGUGAGGUGUGAGGGGUGAGGUCAGUUCCCCUUAAGGGAGUAAUCAGGGUUUAGUAUCUGGUUACCUUCUUCCUGUUGGGAAUAAACUGUAAGGAUUGGAGACAGGGACUGUCUUAAGUGGGAUAUAAAUAUCUGGAUGGGAUACAUGUUGGGUAGUCUGAUUACAGCUGUACAGAACCUUUGGGAAGAAUUAAACUUGGUUAAAGCUUCUCUAGUGUCCGUGAGUCAUUUACUCUGAAAAAUAAGAACCUACAUAUGCAAGUAGUACAGGUAUAAAAGCAAUGAUCACUGACACAACUUCCUCUUUCAACACAGAUCUCAGAUCAACCAACGCAGUAACAGAGGUCCAAUGGCAGCCACGGUGAAAUCUGAGCCUCUUGAUAGCAAUGGUGAUUCACUGUCAGAUCAAAUGGCUACAAAGAUGAAGAUAACUGAGCCUAAUGAUAGCAUGGUCCAAGUGGUGAAGUCUGAGCCGCUUAAGAGCAAUAUUAAUCCAGAAACGAAACACAGUCACGUGUUCUUCUUCAGUUGCUCAACUCUUAACGUAACCAACGAGGAAAUCUUGUGCACCAAACCUGGAACACUAUUGAGAGCACUUAAAACGGGUUCAUUCAAGGACAAGAAGACACUGAAAGGGAAAGACAUUGUCAUCAAGAGUUAUAAGGGGUACAUAGUGAAGCACUUUCCAUGUUGGCUGAUCAAAGAGGAUGACCAUCUCACUAUUGAGAUGGCCACAUAUGCCACAGAUGAAACUGCAGGGGACACAGAUGAGGAAACAGACAAUUAUGUCACUUUCUCUAUUGAGACAACAGGAGGGAAAAACAGCAUAUCAAAACCAAUACUUAGAAACAAACAUCUUCGGUCCUACGGACCUCUAUGUAUCUAUGCAAAACAGGAGGAUGAAGUGAAGAAGGCUCUACGAAAUGAUGGGCGCUUCUCUAACAUUGUGUUUGAACAAAAAUGUCAGCUCUCUGAGCGAUUAACAGGGAGCAAGGUUUCAAUGGGGCAAAUAGUAAAAAACCUUAAUAAUCGAAGCUUUGCAAUCUGUCUGACACAACUUAAGGAGGAAACGGACUCCACAAUAAAAACCCUUGUAAACUCUGAAGGAGAUAGAACACAGAUGACUCCAUCGACGCUAACAACUGAAACAUCAGAUGUAGGGGAGUCCUCUUCGAGAACAAAGCAGAAACGGAAAAGCAAUCCCAUGCCAGGCCAUGGUGAAAUAUUGACGAUCCUUCGCAACCAGUUUGAUGAUCUGGUGAAGCAGAUGGAAAGUAGGAGGGAGGACAGCCAAAAGAAGACACUUCCUGAAGAGUUGGAUCUGAUGAAGCAGGAAUUCGGGAAAAUCAGACAGAAGUUCUCGGAGGUUCACAGAGUGAAGAAAUUGAUUAAACUUGGUGCCUCCGUUUGUCAGGUGAUUGUUGAGGGUGUUCAGGGUGUUCAGGGGACAGGCUUCGUGCUGUUUGAUAACUACAUCCUAACAAAUGGACAUUUGUUUGGUGAAAAUGUAAGAAAAAACAUGCAGCUGUUAGUUGACGUAUCUGUGAAGUUCAACUAUGAAAAUCCAAAUGGAUCCGAUGUGAACGUGAUCAAAGCAAAAACCCUGCUGAUCGACUUUCAACAUGGACUUCAGGGAAAACAUUACAUGGACUAUGCCAUACUGGAGAUGGAACCUCCGAAAAACAAGCAACAGAAAAAGGUCCCUCCUGGUCUCCUCCGUGAAUAUGGCCCAGUUCCAGCAUGCGGUGGGGCCUGCCUCAUUGGACACCCAGGUGGACUGGUGAAACAAAUGGACCCCACCUCCAUCAUUGGCAGUGAAAUAAGAGAGGAGGCUGCGAAUAAAUAUAAACGGGAAAAUGGACAUGCAAUCUUCACAAUAAAUGAUGCCGUUGAAGAAAACAAAAAGCGCUACGAGGACGUGAUGCAGGAGAACAAGGACGACUUUGUGACCUAUAACACCUCCUUCUUCCAUGGAUCUUCUGGCUCUCCAGUCUUCGAUGACCUUGGUCGAGUGUUUGGCAUGCAUACUGGUGGCUUUGACUAUAAGGAUAAGCGCACUCAGAGCACACAGAGUGUGUUAGAGUACGCCCUCCCUCUGUUCACCAUAUUACAGAACUUUGUCAUCCGUUUGAAGGAGGACAACAAUCAGGCAGUUUUGACAAGAGUUCAGGAAGAGGCACAGAAAAACCUCUUCCUGUUUGAGGCUCUUUUCAAAACAUGUGGUCAUGAGCCUAUGGAUAUGUCGUAGGAGAUUGUUGCAAAUACAGCUAAUACAAUGCCACCCAGUGGUUGUCCUGGGAACAACACAACAAUGCCACUCAGUGGUUGUCCUGGGAACAACACAACAAUUCCACCCAGUGGUUGUCCAGGGAACAACACAACAACGCCACCCAGUGGUUGACCUGGGAACAACACAACAAUGCCACCCAGUGGUUGACCUGGGAACAACACAACAAUGUCUAUUUAGAAUUCAGAGGUAGGCUGCAAAUACUGUAAUGUCAGUAUUUCUGUUCAACCAUUCCACUAGUGCCUUUUGGGCAUUGAUAGAUUACUUGUCCUAGGUCAAAGGUACAUGUUUUUUUUAUCAUUUGUAUUGUUUUAUCUCUCAUGCACCUUUGUUUUCUGUAAUUCUCAUCACCUGUUCCUUAUGAAGUACGCUGCAUUUCUGUGAAGCAUGGUUUCCUUUGAAAAAUAAACUUUGGUCUCAGUGGGCCUUCCCUGCAAAAAUAAACAUUUAAUAGAUUAAGACAUCUACCUAGAUCAGAUUGUAACAAUUUAAAUAUGGUUUUAUUUUUGUUCUACAUUUUGAUCACUUGUCUUUGCUUUAACGUGUCUCAAAAUAUCAUGUGGAAUAGAGUCAUGUUGAAUAGUCAUGGCUCACUACUUUUGUACUCUUCUGAGACGGUGACUUCCCAGUAACUUCAGGUCCUUUGUAGCUCAGUUGGUAGAGGAUGGUUAGAUUCCUGGGACCACCCAUACUUACAAAACAAUAUUUUAUGCAGUGUGACUGUAAGUCUCUUUGGAUAAAAGCGUCUGCUAAAUGGUAUAUUAUUAUAUUACUUCAUGGAUCCAUCAUUCUGCUUUCUUGGUUUUGACAAUGUAGCUUGUUAAAGUUAAUCAUGGAUACAAUGUGGUAACUAUUAUUACAUUGGAAUUCUGUAUCAUGUUGAAAUUGUUAUAACUCAUGAAAUGAAAACAACCAUGCAUAAAACUAGUGACAGACUAAUCAAUAAAUGUGACAAUUACA